AGAGAGCAGCUGAUGAAAAUAAGGAAGUACACGCGGUCGAGUCGAAGUCGCCGGGAGAGCCUUUUUUCUUCUCCCUCCUACAAAGUGAAAGUUGAUCAUUCGACAUUAAUAGAAUCGAUGGCACAGCAGCUGUGCUACGGAAGUUAGCUGUCAAGCUAAUACCGUCACCGACUCUACUUUAGCUCAUAACAAGCCCUUGACAGAAAGAAAGAAAGGGGAAGACAGACGAAUUUACUCCUCUGAUCCCCAGAAUUAUCAUCAGCCACCAUGGACCACAAAGGGGAACCACAGGAAGGAACCAAGGGGGUAAAACUGGAGGAGCUGCCACAGAUGGACGGUUCAUGUGAUGCGUGCGAGCCUGACGAGGCCCAGCCGGCCACACAAGUAUGCCAUGCCUGCAGCUUUGCCUUCUGCCCAAUCCAUGCCCAGAGGCACGCCAGCAGGACACAUCAUCUGCUAACGCCUUAUAACCACGAUGGAGCACAAGUUAACAGACUUGACACCGAGAGUGAUUUCAGAGUUGGAGGUGAAGCUGAGGAUGAGGCUCACGCAGAGAAGGCAGCGGAAAUGGGUGCUGAUCAGGAAUUGGCACCAAUCGGAGUGGGGUUGGUUGAUGGGGAUGAGAGCAGUGAUGCUGAGGAAAGGGCGGGAGCCCAGAAGGAUUUGCCUCCGGCGGCCGAGCUGGGUGAAGGAGCUGAGGGCGCCGACGCAGGGCAGGAGGCUGUGGCUGCUGAAGAGAGUGGGAAGAGGGACACUGUGACCGUAGAGAGGCUGCGCUGCAAGGAGCACGGACAAGAAGGCUCCCUUUACUGUAAACCAGAUGAGAAGAUAAUCUGUGUGGUGUGCGCUGUGCAGGGUGAGCACAAGGAUCACGAGAUCAUCACGCUGCAUGAGGCCUAUAUGUGGCAGAAGAACAGGGAGGGUUAUGAUCUGCUCGGCUGUACACAGCAGAUUGCUGAGAAUAUCAAUGCCAAGUGGAACAACGCCGAAAUGUCCACAGACGAGCUUGAGGCCUAUGUGGACAGCCAGUUCGACGAGCUCCGCAAACUGGUGCGUCUGGAAGAGAAGAGGACCCUUCACCUGGUUGACCUCAAAGAGGCGUUCCUGACGGCGUCCGCUGCAGAGAAGAUCGCAGAGAUCAGUGUUCAAACGGAGCGGCUGCAGGAGGAGAUGGCCAACAUCACACACCAGCUUUGCCUGCUGGAACAAGCUGAAGAACAGGCAAUAGGUCCUGCUUUGGUAGCACAGGCCCUCGUGGCAGCGGCCGGACCAGCCCACAGAGUGCUGCAGGACUUUGAGGUCAGACCAAGGUUACCAGAGCCGAGGGCAGCCCCCAUCGACCCACGGGACUUUGAAGAUGAUGAUUCUGGACCGUCCAUGGACCACGCCCCCUGAUAGCAGCACAUCCCGCUCGCGCUGCGUCCACCUGUCCUUCACUGUCUGCUCCGACCGGCCGUCAGCACAGCUUGGCUGUCAGCCUGGACCUCGCUCUGUCAGCCGUCUCCUUUGUACCGCCCCGCCCCUCCCCGCUGCCCGCUGGCAGAGAGCUGACCUUGAAGGAGGCUGCUGUGACAAAUACGGAUGGCCACGUUCCUUUCUGCUCUCAAACCUUUUUAUAAUCCCCCCAGUAGCUGCUAACUUUCUUUAAUUGAAGCACAAGAGUUCUGUGCAAUCAAUUACAGUCAGGCUCAGUUUCCACAGCCAGCUCAUGCUGGUGAGCCUGGCCGACUCGGAGAGGAAGCCUGGGUAGGCAGCCGAGCGGAGCAUCUGUUAAACCCAACAGAUGUCAGGAGUGGGAAAAUUCUGUGACACUCUGCGCUUCGCUCUUCAUUUAUUCAGAGAAUCAUUUUGGUUCGGUUGUUUCGACAAACACUUGUGGACACAGAAAGGGAACAUUUGACGCAACGCCUUAAAUCGUCAAGAGAAUAUAUUAAAAAUAAAUUAUAGGUGUUAGAUUACUUAUUUUGAUUGUAAAAAAAAAAGAAAAAAGAAAUGCAAGUGUCUCUUGUUUCUGUUUUAUAAUGUCGUCUCUGGUGCCAUCACCCUCCUGCCCUAACCUCCUGAUUCUUUAUGCUUGUAGAUUUCUUAUUUUUCUUCUUGUCAGAUCUAUUAUCCGAAGUGGCAGGAGUGGGGGAGGCAUUUUGACACCCUCUGAUUGGUAAAUGUUGCUGAGUCUCUGUUAGGUGAAAAUCGAAAUGCAAUUUGACUGUGCAAAGUAGUCCUCUCACAGCAUCAGCUUCCUGUGUACUGUAAUGUAAAGGACCAUUACUCCCGGCCAAUCUGCAGCGUAUGACAGAUUGUCGUUCAGACUAGCAUAUAUAAAGUAAAUGCACUUUCUACCUUGACCCGCUCAGCAAUAGUUUUCCAUCAUGAUGUACCACCGCAGGUCUGUCUGUAUCAGCAGUUUGCUUUAAUGUGAUUGAUUCUGUUGUCUUCGAUUCAAAAUUUCAUUGAGAUGAAGCCAUGCCCACUUCGGUAUUGAUUAAGGUCAUCGGUCGGUCGUUGGGGCCGGUCGUCAGAAACAGAAAUGGGCGUCGUUGCUUCUAAACUGGGUUGGAAAAAUUACAAAUGCGGGACAUGUUUAACAACACGACUUCACUACUGUAGCACUGCACAGAGACGUCUCCCCUGAGUUGCAUGCCGACCCAAGGGGAAUGAUGGUGAAUCAACAGCCUAUUGAAAUAACUCCAACAGCUCUUUCUUUAUUCUAGUGUAACAAUAGACAGGAGUCAGAUUUUUAUCUCUCCACUUUUCAUUUGUCUUUUUUGUCUUGAAUCUAUAAAUAAAGAGUCUGUUUCUUA
This is a messenger RNA of Scophthalmus maximus (turbot), 2801 nucleotides long. It is a transcript of the gene trim44, whose product is annotated as tripartite motif containing 44. Lineage: Eukaryota; Metazoa; Chordata; Actinopteri; Pleuronectiformes; Scophthalmidae. The record is from RefSeq and is a predicted model, not a curated record. Gene Ontology annotation, molecular function: zinc ion binding. The coding region runs from base 268 to 1395 and encodes 375 amino acids. The transcript is spliced from 6 exons.